Lates calcarifer (barramundi perch) is the source of this 2112-nucleotide messenger RNA. RefSeq names its product neurensin 1-like (gene nrsn1l). The record is from RefSeq and is a predicted model, not a curated record. Gene Ontology annotation, cellular component: neuronal cell body; neuron projection; transport vesicle. The transcript is spliced from 4 exons. Bases 141 to 767 code for a protein of 208 amino acids. Lineage: Eukaryota; Metazoa; Chordata; Actinopteri; Centropomidae. Gene Ontology annotation, biological process: nervous system development.
ACGCAUGCUCAGUUUCUCCCUUCAACUGAUUCACAUCAGCAGCAGCGGCUUCGGAGAUCCACCGGUCCGUCGGCACAUGAAUCCCCAGUGAGAAGAGCGAGCACUCCGGCCACGGGGGUGUACAAGGUGUGGGAGGUGUGAUGGCGUUGUGCUCUGAGGCCUGUGUCUCCAGCUCAGGAGGAGAAUCCUCCGGGAGUGAGGCGGGUUCUAGCUGUCUUCAGUUUGGGGUUCGUUCCUAUCUGCACCACUUCUAUGAGGAAUGCUCGUCCUCCAUGUGGGCCAAAGACCCAGAAGAUAGGGGGUUCGUCCAGAGCCAGAGGUCAACCCUGUGGUGGAACUCAGCAGUCUGGAAGGUGUCCUUAGCCCUGGGUCUCCUGAUCCUGACUGCAGGCAUUGCCAGUCUGUCAGUCAGUUACUCCACUCCCCAUAAAAUUGAGGCGUUCGGAGAGGGAGACCUUUUCUUCGUGGAUGCCCAGGCCGCCAGCUUCAACAGGGGGCUGCACUUCAGUGCCGCGGCCGGGAUCGGGCUCUCCUGCCUCGGCUCGGCCCUGGCAGCGAUGGGGGUUGUCGUUUGGAUCCUCCCCAGGGCCAACUUGAAAGAGAGGCUUUUCCACAGACCGGUGGAGGGGGAACAGAGAGGAGAGUCCAGGUCGAAGUGGAAGGGAUUUAUGGAUCAGGGGGAUGUGGUCACUAACCCACCAGGUAUUGAGGAGGGGAAGAUACCUGUCACACUGUCGAAAGUGGAAAAUGUGCAGCCCACUCCUUAAAAAGAUCCCUGCUGAGCUACAUGGUGUACAGGCUUUUGUUGUAGUGCAGGGGCCUCAUUUACAAGGUCUUAUUAUUUGUUUUUAAUCUGCUUUUGAAGGAAACAUGGGUCAUUUUAGGUAUUGUUUGAUUACCUGGAUAUCACAGUUAGACAUAAGAUGUAGACAAGGACACUUUCAGAUUUGAAAAGCAUGGCUUGAUGCGAAUAGGUCAGAGCUUUCUUUUAAAUAAAUCCAAAUUAAAACAUGUAAAUGAGGCCCCAAGACUUCAACCAGAGAGCCAGAGUGGCUCUCUUGAACACCUCAUAUUACAGACUAGGCAUUUAGCUGUUGACCAUAGACUGUGUUUGUGCAGUGCACUAGUCUUAUAUUUUAAAAACACAGUGAAUAAUGUCCACCCUGACACUCCGAGAGCAAAAUCCUGAUGACUGAUUAUAGAAAAUUAUGUUUCUACCCCUGUUUUAUAGUGUUUGUUGUGUUUUUGCUCAACAUUUUUAUCAGUUAGUCUUUAAAUGGUAAUGUCCAAGUAGUUAGACAUACUGCAUGUAUCACAUAGAGUACCUACAUUUCCAUUCACAUGCAUAUAUAUACACACACAUGCAUCAUAGGACAUUCAGAAAGGUGCUCAUGUACAGAAGAGGUUACAGAUAAAAAGAAUCAUUAACAAUUCUCUAUCUCAUUUUCACAUGUCAACACUAAUGCUCAGCCUGCUGUGCUGAACACAUGUACAGUCACAUGCACUUGCACUCACCUGCUCACCCACACACCCACACACAAGUACAAAUUCGUGCUUCAUUGACAAUAUCACCUAUUUUCUCCCCACUGUAAUCUGGCUCCAUAAUUGCCUGCAAUCUGUGUCUCCAGGCAACAGUUGCGCUUCAAGUGCUCUAUUUUCAACUCCGAACAAAGACUCUUUUCUGAUUGGUCCCUCAAGUCCCCUCUCUUCAUUUUCACACCAAUCAGAUUUUUUGUUUACAGCCAUACACAGUAGUAGCGACUAAGUGGUGAAGCACUGGGGUGAGAGGAAUUUGCACUGGCACCUUAGAGGCCACCUGUUUGAUUGGGUCCUCCAAUUCAGUCAAGAUAAGAUAAGAUAAGAUAAUCCUUUAUUAGUCCCACAAAUUCUAAUUAGUCUGAGUAACAGAGAGUACAUGUUGGAAAGAAAAAUGUAAAAAAUACAACAUGAUGCCCUAAUUUAAGCGCACUGAUUCCACUGGAUGUUGUUAUUGGUGUUUCAUUGUUUUAUUGUGUUAUUGGCUAUGAUGAAGAUUAUGGAGUAGAAUGAGAGUAAAGUGUCACUGGUGCAAAAUCAAAUGACCAAAAUAAAUUUGUGAUCUGCAUACCUAAA